GGAGGCCGUCGGUUUGUACAGUGCACGGCAUUCACUCUUUAGCUGUCCGACUCCUGUCAAUUGCUAUCGUCAAGAAACCUCCACUAUCUAGGUGCUGGUCUUAUUAUACUUAAUACUAUAAUCAUAAUGUUUCCCCGCUCGUUGAUCCUUCUGGCCUCGGCCGGCGCUGCCAUUGCCCAAGUUGCGCCUGAAUGCGAGCAUGUCGCAGACGUGGUUGCUCUCCUCAACGCUGACGGCAAGGCUUACUGCUCUGCCGUUCUCGACAUCGGUACGACCACCGAGACUGUCGUCGAGUCUGCCACCGCUACGGAGACUACAACCAUCACCACUCCUAGCCAAGUCACGCUUAGCGUCACUACAACGCAGACCGACACUGUGACCGACGGCUUUGUCACUGAGACUGCUCCCACUGCUACCGCUACGGAGACUGUCACCGAGUCGACUACCGUCUACUCGUGCACCACUGCUCUGAAGCGCCGCGACUACGCUGAGGCUCGAUCGACCUCUUGCACCAAGAGCAAGACCUCGACCGCCCCUAAGCCUACCUCCACCUCCUGCACGAAGAGCAAGACCAGCACUACACCUGUCCCGGCUGAGUAUACUUCCUGCACCGAGAGCAAGGGUCAACAGCACGCUACCUCUGCCGCUUACGGCGCUGGCCUGCCUCCUGCCUACUCGCAGGGGGCUUCCUCCAGCGCUCAGCCCGGACACUACGUUCCUGACGCCUCUAAGGCCACCUACCCUUCGCAGCCGGCCAAGGAUGCUUACCCCUCGCAGUCAGUUAGUCACUACACCGACGCUGGUGCUAAGGGUUACCCUUCUAUACCUGCGGGCUCCUACCACAACGCCAGCUCCACUGCAGGCGCGUCUUCUGUCUACUACUACUCGUACCCUGAGGCGUCUUCCGCUGCCUACGAUGACUAUCCCACGACUUCGAGUAUCUACGAGCAGAUCAGCUCUUUGAUCAGCUCUUACGCCGGUUUGCCGACUGUCUCCUCUUCCGCUUACUACUCGAGCGAGAUCGUCUCUUCCUCUGAGACCUUUAAGCCUUCUCCUAUUCCCACUCCUACUCCUACCCUGGUCUUGUCCUGUGAGGCAGCUCCAUCGGUCGUCCAGACCGGCUUUGCCUGCGAUGAUAUCACGUCUGCCUGCGGCUGCUUGGGUCUUACAUCGGCCACGGCCCAGGUCACCACGACUACUACUUUGACCGAAACCAACUCCCUCACCGAGGCUACGCUCCUCACCACGACCACUCAAUUAACCGAGACUGUCUUCACGACUGUUCCUGCUACCACCACCGUCACUCCUUCCUUCACUGUCACAACCACUGCUACUGCCACCGCCACCAUCUGCCCCUGCUCCAGCUCCCAGGCUCUGUGCGGCUCCACUCCUGAUACAUGCAAGGAUCUCCAGAACGAUGCCAACAAUUGCGGUACUUGCGGCAACGUCUGCAACAGCGGCCAGUGCUCCGCCGGCCAGUGCUUGGACUGCGUUCCCAGGACCUGCCAGACUUUCAGCCUGGGCCGUUGCAACAACGCUGGUAUGUGCUACUGCAUCACGGGCUCUACCGGCAAGAGCAUGUGCGGUGAUCUCAGCGGGUCUUGCUCCGACUACGCUAGGUGCAGCUCCGACUCCCAGUGCGGCAGCAACGAGGUCUGCACCCCGGACACCUGCUGUGGCUACAGCAUCUGUAUUCGUGUCAACACCUGUGGUAAUCAGCAGAGCACCAAGAGGAUGUUCAAUCCCAGGGGUAAGGGGCCUCUGGGUAACGCGAUCAACAGCCCCAUUGGUCAAUUCUAAAUCAUUUGAGAGCAAGGUGAUGUACUUACAGUGAGGCCUUGAGGUCGGGAUUGAGUAGUGAGACGUUUGAAAAAUAGAAAAUCUUACUUUCACACGCUCUCCCUAUUCAAAGGAGAGGUUCACAACAUACCUGUGUCAGCUCGGCCGUUCUUCGGGAAUUACUCAUCAAACAGCGAAUCGAAGCUUUCCUGGUCGUCCUCAGCUUCAACCUUUACGACAUCUUC
Molecule: messenger RNA, 2024 nt
Organism: Didymella exigua CBS 183.55
Lineage: Eukaryota; Fungi; Ascomycota; Dothideomycetes; Pleosporales; Didymellaceae
Exons: 1
Coding region: 127-1800 (557 amino acids)
Source: RefSeq, a predicted model, not a curated record